Chinchilla lanigera (long-tailed chinchilla) is the source of this 2578-nucleotide messenger RNA. It is a transcript of the gene Tmem87b, whose product is annotated as transmembrane protein 87B. The record is from RefSeq and is a predicted model, not a curated record. Gene Ontology annotation, biological process: retrograde transport, endosome to Golgi. Gene Ontology annotation, cellular component: membrane; Golgi apparatus. Lineage: Eukaryota; Metazoa; Chordata; Mammalia; Rodentia; Chinchillidae.
UCUCGCUCAGGCCCCGCCCUCAGCCCCGCCUCCGCGUCCCGGCCCGCUUUCCAGGCUCGCUAGGCACCGCCCCGCGAGGCCUGGGCUCUACUCCACCGUCCACGCCGAGCCCCUCUUCCCCCGCUGGGACCCGCCCGCCGGGGGCGGAGCUGGGCCAGGUGCGGGCCGGGGCGUGGCGGCGUCCGCGAGCGAAAUCAGGACCUUUGAUAUUUAGGAAAACUAUGUUUAACUCUACUGAGAUCAAGUUUUCUGUGAAGUCAUUCAGUUGUUCCGGACCUGUGAAGUUUACCAUAGAGUGGUAUCUGAAGUAUCAUGUCUGUCACAAUGAACAUUCUGAGCUGGAAGAGCUGUCCCAGAAACAUGAACUUCGUGUUGACCAAGACUUUUGUAGUUAUUUGAAGAACACUGACUGUUGGACAACGAGAAAUGAAAACUUGGAUUGCAACAGUGAUUUACAGGUGUUUCCUUCGUUGAAUAAUAAAGAACUAACAAGUAACCGAAAUACUUCAAACCAGGAAGGAUCAAUGGAUGUUGUAGCAAGAACACAGAGAGAUGGGUUUCAUAUCUUUAUUGUUUCUGUUAAGACAGAAAAAACAGAUGCCAGCUGGAAUUUGAAUGUUUCUCUUUCUAUGGUGGGGCCUCAUGGAUAUAUCUCUGCAUCAGAUUGGCCUCUAAUGAUUUUCUACAUGGUGAUGUGUAUUGUUUAUAUAUUGUAUGGUGUGCUUUGGCUGAUGUGGUCUGCCUGUUACUGGAAAGAUAUAUUAAGAAUACAGUUCUGGAUUGCAGCUGUUAUUUUCCUAGGAAUGCUUGAAAAAGCAGUGUUUUAUUCUGAAUACCAAAACAUCAACAACACUGGACUGUCAACCCAAGGUCUCUUGAUAUUUGCGGAGUUGAUAUCUGCGAUAAAGAGGACAUUGGCCCGCCUGCUUGUGAUCAUUGUGAGCCUGGGCUACGGCAUUGUGAAGCCUCGUCUGGGGACGGUCAUGCACCGGGUGAUUGGACUGGGGCUGCUUUACUUCAUCUUUGCGGCCAUUGAAGGCGUGAUGAGAGUCAUUGGGGGUUCUAAACAUUUAAGUGUUGUUUUGGGUGACAUUAUUUUAGCAGUUAUUGACUCCAUUUUUGUAUGGUUCAUUUUUAUAAGUUUGGCACAAACUAUGAAGACUCUAAGACUAAGAAAAAACACAGUGAAAUUUUCCUUGUAUAGGCACUUUACAAAUACUCUCAUCUUUGCUGUACUGGCUUCUGUAGUGUUUAUGAUAUGGACAACGAAGACAUUUAGAAUGGCAAAAUGCCAAUCAGAUUGGAUGGAACUCUGGGUUGAUGAUGCAUUUUGGAGCUUCCUUUUCUCACUUAUCCUUAUUGUAAUAAUGUUUUUGUGGAGACCAUCUGCAAAUAAUCAGAGAUACGCCUUCAUGCCCUUAAUAGAUGAUUCUGAUGAUGAAGUUGAAGAAUUCAUGGUCACAUCUGAAAAUUUAACUGAAGGAAUAAAGCUAAGAGCCUCAAAAACAGUUUCCAAUGGAACAGCUAAACCUGCUACUUCUGAUAAUUUUGAUGAAGAUUUGAAGUGGGUUGAAGAAAAUAUUCCCUCUUCAUUCACAGAUGUAGCUCUCCCGGUGUUAGUGGAUUCAGAUGAGGAAAUUAUGACCAGAUCUGAAAUGGCUGAAAAAAUGUUCUCUUCAGAAAAGAUAAUGUGAUUGGACCCUGUAUAAAUGAAACCAAGUUAACGGUAAAGGACUGUCUUUCCUCAGGCCUAAGAAAACUUUGUAUUGAUAGAGCACAGGAAGUUUUUACUGUGUUAUCUUGGAAAUCCGUGUAUUAAAAUGAAGGAUUCAGGUGGAGGCGGGGAGGUUCUACGACACCCUUAAAGCUGACUUUUAAAUGUCAGUUUAAUGUCCAUUGAACUGCCUGGACUUGGAAAUAAUCUGAGAACAGCAGUAUCACCACAGAGAUGUAUCACAGGCAUCUGUGAGUGGGCUGUGGCAGGCCUGUGCGUUUGGGUUCUGUCUCUUUUCUCUGGAAAAUACGAUAAUUCCAGGUUUUUAAAAAAUUUAUAUAAACAGGCCUGCUAUACUUUCCACUCAGCUUGGAAGUAGAUGAUGGUGUGAUUCUUCUGCAGUGGAGUGUAUCAGUGUCUCCAUCUUUGGGAUUUAUAGGUACCAGACGCAAAGAUCAUUUCCUUUUACUUUCAUGCUGAAGGAACUUAACUUCGGAACCUAGGCUUGUUUAUGUGUUUCUUUUGCCUUUUGCUGGUGGUCUGCACAACGCCCUUGUCUAUAAAUAUUGCUGUGCACAUGGGUUCCUGGAGUGAGGUCUUCUCUGAGCUCAGGAGACAUGAGUGUACAAGGAGAGAAGUCUUGAGGGUCACUUCCAGAGAUCUGCUCUGCUACUGUCCCCACCCUCGGGCCAUGGGUACAUGGCUGCUGCUGCGUCUGCCGGGGUAGGUGUUGGCUUCCCCUGAGAAUUCCCACUUAGCCGGGCGGGCCCUCUACUCCUGCUGAGCCUUGUGGAAACCAGAACUGUUAUUUACAUCAUCUUGGUAUUUUCUGUUUCGUAAUAAAGACAUAUAUUUAAUAACGCA